This is a messenger RNA of Dipodomys spectabilis (banner-tailed kangaroo rat), 440 nucleotides long. RefSeq names its product phospholamban (gene Pln). Lineage: Eukaryota; Metazoa; Chordata; Mammalia; Rodentia; Heteromyidae. Gene Ontology annotation, molecular function: ATPase inhibitor activity. The record is from RefSeq and is a predicted model, not a curated record. The transcript is spliced from 2 exons. Gene Ontology annotation, biological process: negative regulation of heart rate; negative regulation of calcium ion import into sarcoplasmic reticulum; negative regulation of ATPase-coupled calcium transmembrane transporter activity. Gene Ontology annotation, cellular component: sarcoplasmic reticulum; membrane. The coding region runs from base 170 to 328 and encodes 52 amino acids.
CAGAAAACUUCCCAGCUAAGCAACACUUCACACAACUCGACAUCCUUCAUUGUGACGAACACAGAAGCUAAGGAAAACUAAAAGAAGACAGUUAUUUCACAUUUGGCUGCCAGCUUUUUAUCUUUCUCUUGACCAUCUUGGGACUGUAGACUGCUGCCUUCCCAGUAUCAUGGAGAAAGUCCAGUACCUCACUCGCUCUGCUAUAAGAAGAGCCUCUACUAUUGAAAUGCCCCAACAAGCACGUCAAAACCUCCAGAACCUAUUUGUCAAUUUCUGUCUCAUCUUAAUAUGUCUCCUGCUAAUCUGCAUCAUCGUGAUGCUUCUCUGAAGUUCUGCUGCAGACUCAAGACAUGCAACUUGCCACAUCAUCUUAAAAUCUGCCAUCCCAUGAAGAGGGGAAAACACCAAAGCAUACUUCCCAAGUAGAAAAAUUUCCUUGU